Molecule: messenger RNA, 711 nt
Organism: Cotesia congregata
Lineage: Eukaryota; Metazoa; Arthropoda; Insecta; Hymenoptera; Braconidae
Source: the annotation of a GenBank genome assembly
AUGGGCGAUAAAUUAGAAAGUCAUUUUCCAACUAGUCGUCACUCAGACAAUUUAGACAUCGAUCGUGAAAAUCGGCAUAGAUGUUAUUGGGCAGGCUGUAGUAGGACAUUCAAGAAGAGAACAGAUUUUGAUUCGCAUUAUCGCCGUCAUACCGGCGAACGACCGUUUGAAUGUGAGUUUGAUGGUUGUAUAAAGAGUUACGUUAACGUAUCUGAAUUAAAUAGACAUAAGAAAACUCAUUACAAAAAUCCUGAUGAUGAUAAUAGAAGCGAAGACAAACUUAAGGAGCACGUGGCACUCCACCACAAUGGUGAAUCGUUCAAAUAUGACUUUUGUAGGAAAUCAUUUAAACGUUUGAAUAACUUCAAAAGACAUACUAAAAUUCAUGGAUUAAAACAUCAGUGCAAAUGUGAAGCCUGUGGGGUUGAAUUCGACAACUAUAUGGAUCUUCAGUUUAGAUGUCCAACCUGUGGAAAAAUUUAUAAGUCGAAUUCUCACCUUAAGAGGCACAUAACUACUCAUGGUAAAAAAAUGCAUAAGUGCCCAAGAAGAGAUUGUAGUAAAAUAUAUCACCAAGAAUAUCAGCUUAUGGACCAUAUUAAAAAGAUACACCUGAAAGAACGGCUCACAUGUCAUAAUUGUGGGAUACAGUACUCUAAUAAAAAAUCACUAAAAGCUCACAUUCUGAGGAUACAUUUAUUGAAAAAUUAA